Dermacentor andersoni is the source of this 2459-nucleotide messenger RNA. RefSeq lists its product as uncharacterized. The record is from RefSeq and is a predicted model, not a curated record. Gene Ontology annotation, molecular function: DNA-binding transcription factor activity; sequence-specific DNA binding. Lineage: Eukaryota; Metazoa; Arthropoda; Arachnida; Ixodida; Ixodidae. Gene Ontology annotation, biological process: regulation of DNA-templated transcription.
UUCUCUCAAAUGCAACAAAUUUUAUUCAAAUCGGUCCAGCGGUUGUCUCACAAUAGCAUUUCUGCGUUUUACCUGUACUUUAAUAGGGAAAUCGGAGUUGGCCAAGCACUCCAGCGUCUUUCCGUUAGAAAGGACCGGCACAUAUAACAGGCUGUUAACCUAGCCUGCUUACGCACAUGGCUUUGUCACCAAAUAAUUCCUGCUUGCACGGCAGGAUCGGAAAGGCCUUGGAAGCGUGUUCACGUCAAGUGGGACAAUGCACAUCGCACUGAUGUUCCCUCCACGCCGACGACAACCAGCCGCAGACAUCCACGGUGCCACCAGUGCCAGAGGGAACUGAACAUGAAACAUGCGGAAUAAAGUGGAAACACAGCGUACAGCGCCCAACAGAAGAUAUCAAACCAAGUGCGGUACCGGCGAAGAUGCUUUAGGGUCCUUGGCUGUGUCUCUCUCUUUCUUUUUUAUAGAAACAAUGCAACGCAGACAUGCUUGUUCUGGUUGCCCACCUGCUUAUCCGAUUCCUCUAAAUGAAGCUCGGACACACAGGUAAUUAAUGCACCCGCAUGUGGCGCUGCAAAGCUCCCGGAUUCCAGCGCUCGCGCCUAUAGCUGUCCAUAGGGGGAGAGAGCUCGCGCCGAGCCACGUCCGUAGCCUACAUAAGGCAGGGAAUUCCACCGAGACGCGUUCGUGUUGCUCUACUCUUAAGCCAUGCAUUCUACGGAGGUUCCGAAGAAGGCGCAGCCCUCUUCUGCCUCCAAGGACCAGCCGCUGCUCACGCUACGAUUUCCCAAGAAAUUGUGGAAGAUCGUCAACGAAUGUACGUCGGGCGCCAUUGCCUGGUCCACGGACGGCACAGCCAUAGUGAUUGACUACUCAAAGUUCCAGUCGGACUAUCUUGACAAUCGCCUCGACAUCUUCAAGACUAACAACAUCACCAGUUUCAUAAGGCAGCUCAAUUUGUACGGAUUCCGGAAGGUCAGCCCUCACUACAGAGUCUCUGCGAGCAGCACUGAAGGCCCGGACGUGCACGUCUUUCGCAACGACUCCUUUGUUAGAGAUCGACCAGACCUGCUGCAGGAGGUGACGCGUAAGACUGGAGCCUUGCGGUCUAGUGCACUCCACAAGCACAACGGCUGUUCGCACAAGGCGCACUUUCAGCACGUCCACGAGAGCGGUCACAUAGAGAUGCACUGCCAGGGACGGCCACCAUCUCGCCACAAGGCGCCACGUCGAAAGCAACGCGAUGAGAUGGCCCGCUUGGAGAGGUCAUCACACGUUCACGGGGCUUCGGUGAUUAAGUGGCAGUACAGUGCUAUCUACUUGGAUGACACUUCCUUGCACUCGAAUGGCUCUACCAGCGACACGGCCACCAGCGACGACGACUACAUAGCCAACAACGCACAGCAGCAUUGUUACGAUAAUCAGUAUCACGAAUAUGCCCCGCCUCGGCCACUGCCACCGCCGCCACCACCACCACCACCGCCGACCCCUGUGUCGACUCCGCCACCAGCUGGCUCACAAGCGGCGGCGACCAUCUGGACGCGGGAGUACUUGCCACCUCUGCGGCCGACACGUCGCGCGCAGUCUGUCAUCCACGCCGAGGCCACCAUGACACUCAACGGUGACAUGAAGGCUCUGCUCGACCCCAACGAGUCACCCAAGGUGGUGCUACUGCACCCAGGCCGUGAUGCUGAGCGUGUUUGCACACCGCCGCUCGAAGAUUCCUUCAUGCUGAACGGCCACGCCCGCGAGGCUGAAACGCCGAGCGACAGCAACCUUUUCUACGUUUUCAUGACCGAGGACAACGCGUCCGUUGACGUGCCUGAGCCAACCGCCAGCUUCAUCACCAGCCCUGCUGAAGCGGCAGUUGCUGCGGCCGCCGCCGCUGCUGCUGCUGCGGCAGCCGCUGCAGCCCGGUUUCAGAAUUCGGUGUUAGCCACGUGGGAGGAUGUGGCGACCGCCUCCCCAGCAGUCUUCAAAACGAGUACUAACGGCGUGCCCUGUCCCAGUGGUGCCUACUACCGCGUCUAGCCUUGCCAUCUAAUUUCCCUGGCAUCAGUGCUUCGUAAAAACUUGUCAUUCUGAAGCCAACCUGUCUUGCCAUAACUCUGGCUAUUUACCUAUCCUUAAUCCUCUUUUCUCGCUGGUAUGCUUGCGCACACUUUCUGACAUCCUGCUUACCAUCGUUCUGUGCUUUAGUACACGGUGUUCUUGUAUAUAGCUUAGGCAGCAAGUAACUGCUCUUAGUUCAGGCCUUUUAUAACCAUUAACUUUUGACUUCAUGUUCAUUUCCCGUGACUUCUAUACUAACUCCUUUGACUUAUGCACUGGCUUUCGGUAGUUUAUUGAUGUGCAGUGAUUUCUUGUUAAAUGUAUUGCUCAUUUUAUUUUUUCAUCUCAAUACAAGUGGAAAUGUGUUUUCAAGCAUGUGUAAUAAGCAAUAAAGGUGUUGACUCCAA